Molecule: messenger RNA, 660 nt
Organism: Eutrema salsugineum
Lineage: Eukaryota; Viridiplantae; Streptophyta; Magnoliopsida; Brassicales; Brassicaceae
Exons: 1
Coding region: 1-660 (219 amino acids)
Source: RefSeq, a predicted model, not a curated record
AUGGUUACCGAGGAAGAGAUCAAUGAAAGAUCUGACGACAAUGGCUAUCUUUGGUGCGUUGAAGAAGGAGAAAUUGGUGAAAUCUUAUGCGCCCUUCCCGCACUGAAUGUUAGUGAACGCCUUAAUAUGGAGGAAGCAGGCCUCCACAAUGUCGUCGUUGCGGCUGAGUUGGUUAUGGCAGCCGCCGAAGAAGUCGAUGUUUCAAAGGGAGAGAUGGAGCAAAAGGUCAAUGUUUCAAAGGGAGAGAUGGAGCAAACGGUCGAUGCGAUUGGCGAAAAUACCAAAAACACAAAGUUAGGUCGUCGUUCUAGGAUGGAUGAAUUGGAUGAUGCGGCUGGAGCCUCCGGUUCUACAGCCAUCGGUUCGGCAGGAGAAGAGGAGCCAGCUAAGAAAGCAAAGAAGAAAGGAACUUCUCAAUUGCAUGCACCGCCUCAAGGUCCUCCUAAAUGUAACAUAUGUCGGAGAGACUUUAUUUCUUGGAAGGCUGUCUUUGGCCACUUAAGGGCGGCGCACAAGGACCAUGGUUAUCAAAGCUUCCUUCCUUCGCCCACAUUCAAUUCGACUGAGGAAGGAUUUGGUGUGGUCGUUUCUGCUUCUGUUUCUUCAGCUGGUGGGGCGCUUGGUUUUGGCAUCGGGGGAUUAGGGAUAUUUGAAUGUUGA